GCCCGCGGCGGCCUCCGUGCGUGAGGAGUCCGGAGCCUGGGCGUGUGGAGCAGCCGCCGCGCGCCGCCGCCGGGAUCAUGGUGUUCUACUUCACCAGCAGCAGCGUUAAUUCAUCUGCUUACACUAUUUACAUGGGAAAGGAUAAAUAUGAAAAUGAAGAUCUAAUAAAGCAUGGCUGGCCGGAGGAUAUCUGGUUUCAUGUGGACAAACUCUCCUCGGCUCAUGUAUACCUCCGAUUGCAUAAGGGAGAGAAGAUAGAGGACAUUCCCAAGGACGUGCUGAUGGACUGUGCCCACCUUGUGAAGGCCAACAGCAUUCAAGGCUGCAAGAUGAACAACAUCACUGUGGUCUAUACGCCGUGGGCCAACCUGAAGAAAACAGCCGACAUGGAUGUGGGGCAGAUAGGCUUUCACAGGCAGAAGGACGUGAAAAUGGUGACCGUGGAGAAGAAAGUGAAUGAGAUCCUGAACCGGUUAGAAAAGACCAAGACAGAGCGGUUCCCGGACCUGGCCGCGGAGAAGGAGUGCAGGGACCGGGAGGAGCGGAAUGAGAAGAAAGCCCAGAUUCAGGAAAUGAAAAGGAGAGAAAAGGAGGAGAUGAAGAAGAAGAGGGAGAUGGACGAGCUCAGGAGCUAUUCGUCAUUAAUGAAAGUUGAGAAUAUGUCUUCAAAUCAGGAUGGCAAUGAUUCAGACGAAUUCAUGUGAGUGGAGAGAAGGACCUUUGACAGAUGUGAAUUUAGGGACAGUUGCUGAUAUUUUGAUGACACCUGUGGUCUGAGUUAUAAACAACUGAAACUACCUUCCUUCUACACAAAUAUUAAUCAGUUUUGGCAUUUAAAAAAUUGUUCCCCUUUUUUGCUGACAGAAAAGGAUCAAAAUAUAUGUAUAUAUGUAAUAUUGUUGGACUUGAAGACAGCAUUUAACUUUAGGAAAGUGAAAAUAUUUUUGCCAGAACAUGUCUUGGUACCUCCUGGAAGUUGGCUGCCCUUGUUCUUGGAAAAGACUUUAGAACGAACCAGCUCUUUAGAGUAUUUCUAUUACUGUGGUUUGCCCCUGAAAAUAGAUGUCUUAAAAAGCGUUUCAUAUUCUUAAAAUGUCUUUAUUCUGUUAAGACUAUAUCGUGAGCAUUACAUGUGCGUGUCACCCCCACCCCGAUUCCUGACUGGAAAGGCUCAUGGACUUGGAAGAUGACGGUGGUGUUUUCAGAAAAUUGCUGCCCUCAAAUUCCCUGUCCCUUGUGUUGUCUGCGUCUGUCAGGAGGGAGGUCCUGGGUCAUCUGCUUGUCCUGGCUUCCAGCUCCCGCAAGCCUGCUGUCCCCGCGAGGCCGCCACCUGGGUAUCAACACGUUUAAAGAAGUAGUCGGGGGCCUCCCCGGUGGCGCAGCGGUUGAGCGCUGGGUUGCGAAGCUGCCCGCAGCCUCUGAAAUGCCAGUUCGAUCCCCGGCUGCUCCCCGGCCACCGGAGGAGGGUCCCACAUGGCGCG
Molecule: messenger RNA, 1481 nt
Organism: Talpa occidentalis (Iberian mole)
Lineage: Eukaryota; Metazoa; Chordata; Mammalia; Eulipotyphla; Talpidae
Gene: CCDC25
Product: coiled-coil domain containing 25
Exons: 9
Coding region: 78-704 (208 amino acids)
Source: RefSeq, a predicted model, not a curated record